This is a messenger RNA of Botrytis deweyae, 225 nucleotides long. RefSeq lists its product as uncharacterized. Lineage: Eukaryota; Fungi; Ascomycota; Leotiomycetes; Helotiales; Sclerotiniaceae. The coding region runs from base 1 to 225 and encodes 74 amino acids. The transcript has 2 exons. The record is from RefSeq and is a predicted model, not a curated record.
AUGUCUACACCUUUUCUCAAAUUCGGCAAAUUGAUGGAGAAGACUUGGAUUAGUAUCCCAAUGGCGACAUUUGUUUCGGGAUUGCUAUAUGUUAACAAUGGGAUGGCAGAGGAGAUCAGGCAACUGAAGAUAAUUAACGAGAAAAGACAUCAUAAAGGGGCAGGAGUAACAAAUCUUGGAGACACACCAGAAUGUGGACUCAAGGCGAGGAAUUAUGGGAAAUAG